GGCACUAAUGACAACCCUACUACUGCAGCCCCACCCCAACAUGGGCUGAGGGGACAGCUCUGCGCAUGCGUCUAGAAACGUGGCUCGGUCUGCGCGGGGAAAUGAUGCGCAGAAGAGUCGCUCCCCGAGCUAUGGAAAAUGUGCAAGCGCUAGGCGCAUGUGCAGAGGGAAAGCGCUUCCCUUCUCCGCCACCUCCGGACGCGCCUCGGCGCACAGCACGUUUUCCGUGGUGACGUAGUGGUCUACGCCCCGCCCCCGAUAUAAAAGCGUGCGCGGGCGGCGGGCGCCAUUGUGCUGUGGAGCAGGCCGCGCUUCUGGGACGGUGCAGGCCCCGCAGCACCGAGCUCUCCUCUUCCUGCCUCCCCUCUGCCCUGCGGAGAUGCCGCGCGUCUACAUCGGGCGCCUCAGCUACCACGUCCGGGAGAAGGACAUCCAGCGCUUCUUUAGCGGCUAUGGCCGCCUGCUCGAGGUCGAUCUCAAGAACGGCUACGGGUUCGUGGAGUUCGAGGACUCCCGCGAUGCCGACGAUGCCGUUUACGAGCUGAACGGCAAAGACCUGUGCGGGGAGCGGGUGAUAGUGGAGCACGCCCGGGGCCCCCGCCGGGACAGGGACGGGUACAGCUACAGUAGCCGCAGUGGGGGUGGUGGAGGCGGUGGAUAUAGCAGUCGGAGACAAUCAGGAAGAGAUAAAUAUGGACCGCCUGUUCGUACAGAGUACAGACUGAUUGUUGAAAACCUUUCCAGUCGUUGUAGUUGGCAGGAUUUGAAAGAUUUCAUGAGGCAAGCUGGGGAGGUAACCUAUGCGGAUGCUCACAAAGAACGCACAAAUGAAGGGGUAAUUGAAUUCCGAUCUUACUCUGACAUGAAGCGUGCUCUGGACAAAUUGGAUGGCACAGAGAUAAAUGGCAGGAAAAUCCGGCUGGUUGAAGACAAGCCACGGACAAGCCAUAGGCGAUCUUACUCUGGCAGCAGGUCAAGGUCACGAUCUAGAAGAAGGUCACGAAGCAGAAGUCGUAGGAGUAGCCGCAGCAGAUCCCGUAGUGCCUCAAAAAGCCGCUCGCGAUCUAAAUCCAGGUCACGAAGCAAAGAUCGUUCACGUUCCAGAUCUAAAAGCAGGAAGUCUAGAUCAAAGAGCAAAUCUAAACCCAAGUCUGACCGGGGCUCCCGCAGCAGAUCCAAGGAGAAAUCUGAGAAGUCUCGCAGCAGGUCUAGGUCCAUGUCUCGCUCUCCCAAAGAGAAUGGUAAAGGAGAGGCUAAGUCUAAAUCCAGGUCAAGGAGUAGGUCUCGUUCCAAAUCACCACAGCAGCAACCACCUGCCAAGGCUCGCUCUGAGUCACCGCCCAAAAGAGCUGCAUCACGGUCCCGCUCCAGAUCUCGUUCAAAAUCUCGCUCACGGUCAAGAUCUAGUUCAAGAGAUUAAGACUAGAACUCUUCUCUUACUUUGCACACUAUUAUGGAACAUUUUCCUACUUGCCAGGCCAUUAAUCUUUUAUGUUAGUACUUAAGAAGUUGGUUUCUUCUCUUGCAGAAGGGAAUGGCCUGAGAACCAAGUAAUGAGGCAUAAAGGUUUGAUUCGUAUCUAAAUUUGAUGAAAAGAUGAGGUUGUACAGAAAUGUACAAAGCAGGAAAAAGCCCCCCUUUUUGUAGAGAUUAAGCUAAACUUUUAAUUUUAUAGCAUUUCAGCAGGAAUAACUUAUCUGCUGUUGGGUGGAAAGUGGUUUUUUAUAUUAAAAAUACUCUUGAGUAUGAGGUUUAAGUUCAGGCAUUUUGAGAACAUUAUUUUUCCUAAUUUUUUCACUGUUUUAAAAUUAUGGAUUUUAGUAGUUUAAUGGGUUAUGGCUUGCUACCAGAGGCAUGACAGACAGCCUUGUUGAACAGGUCAGUAUAGAUGAUGUGGCUAUCUUAAUUUGUGGAAGUAGAAUGUGAACUGGACAUAUGGUUGACAUAAAACUAGGCAAAUUUCAGACCAGCAAUAAACUCAAUUUGGAGCAGUUCAGUUGUGCUGUAUCUUAAUUCAGCUUGCCAAAAGUUUCUUCUUUUCCCCUUCCCCAUAAUGAUUGUAUUAAAAAGCUAAUAAAGGUACUAUUUUGUAGCUUGACAUGAUGCAGUAUUGCCUACACUCAUGAGUAACCAAGUUCACAUAAUGGAAGUAACGUGACUUUUUUUAGUUUGCUUGAAUUCCAGGAGACACUCCAAUUCUCAGACACAAUGGUGUCUUUCUGGAUGUGGUCCAUGUCAUUAGUGUCUUGUAUUGUUUGCAGGCCUCUAAAUAUUUACCUAUUGGGUAUGUAAAACUGAGUAAAGCUGCCUUUCUUCCCCUAUGAUUCAUUUAACACCCACUUUGCUUCAAAAUAUGAGAACCACAAUCCUGUUGUGUAUGAAUCUAAACCUAUGGGAUCUUAAUGUAUUGGAGCUAGAGUUCUAGUCUUAACAGAAGGCUUUGCUAAACCAGAGUUGCCAAUUCACUUAAAUUGUGGAGUAGAAUCCAUCCCAAAAGCCCCCUUUAUAGCUAAAUUGAUUUUUGUAACAUGCAAUAGCAAACAUUAGAACUGCCUUGUAAUCUUUAUACAAUGUGUAGUUUUACUUGUAUAAAAUUAAAUCAGUGACUCAAA
Mauremys reevesii (Reeves's turtle) is the source of this 2612-nucleotide messenger RNA. RefSeq names its product serine and arginine rich splicing factor 6 (gene SRSF6). Gene Ontology annotation, molecular function: mRNA binding. Gene Ontology annotation, cellular component: cytoplasm; nucleus; ribonucleoprotein complex. Gene Ontology annotation, biological process: mRNA splice site recognition; alternative mRNA splicing, via spliceosome. Bases 380 to 1420 code for a protein of 346 amino acids. The transcript is spliced from 6 exons. NCBI's taxonomy places the organism in Eukaryota, Metazoa, Chordata, Testudines, Geoemydidae. The record is from RefSeq and is a predicted model, not a curated record.